Messenger RNA from Enterobius vermicularis (human pinworm), 591 nucleotides. Lineage: Eukaryota; Metazoa; Nematoda; Chromadorea; Rhabditida; Oxyuridae. The record is from the annotation of a GenBank genome assembly.
CCGGUUGGACCACCAGGACCGCAAGGGCCGGCCGGACCAGCUGGUCUGCCUGGAGAACCAGGACCCAUUGGACCUCCUGGAAUGGCAGGACAUUCGGGACCUCCAGGACCUGCAGGUCCACCAGGAAAACCAGGUGCCCCUGCUAAUCUUGUGCCGUCAUAUUGUGGCAUUUGUCCACCACGUGCUUCAGCAUCUGCAGCCCUUGCAUAUGAAAAGAAUAAUGGAGAAAUGAGUGGCAUCCAUCAGACGGAAAUAAUAACAUCAAAAACUACCUAUACAACCGGUAGUGCGGAAGGAAGUUUCCUAGGCGGUUCAGGAGUGUACAGUGGCAACAAUGUUGGCGCUGCGUUCAGCUCUGCCGAAUCGGCUGAUAGCGCUAGUUCCCACAGUUUGGGUUACCAUAAUGGUGCAGUAAUUGUCGGAGGAACACGAUCUGAAACGGCGGGGCAUCAGCUAGCAAAUGGUGUUGAGAGUUCAUACGGAAAAACUGUCGUAAACGAAGCAUCAAAUGAAGAUCACGAAAAGAAAAAAAAGAAGAGAAAGAAACACCACAGAAGAAAGCGUCUGAAGAAAUCUAGAAAAGUGCUUUAA